Molecule: messenger RNA, 270 nt
Organism: Eubalaena glacialis (North Atlantic right whale)
Lineage: Eukaryota; Metazoa; Chordata; Mammalia; Artiodactyla; Balaenidae
Product: small integral membrane protein 30-like
Exons: 2
Coding region: 1-270 (89 amino acids)
Source: RefSeq, a predicted model, not a curated record
AUGAGAAAGAGCGUUCACUCGUCUAUUGGGAAAGCCACUUCUUUGAUAAGCCUAGCCUUUAAGAAUCAGUCACCUCAAGAUCUCAACAUCAAGAUCUCAGUUUCAACACAAUUGUUCCUAGUUCUCUUUUCAUUGCUUUUGGUGCUGCCUGUUGUUGAAGCAGUAGAAGCUGGAGAUGCAAUCGCUCUCUUGCUCAGUGUGGUUCUCAGCAUUACAGGCAUUUGUGCUUGUUUGGGGGUGUAUGCACGAAAGAGAAAUGGACAGAUGUGA